AUGGUUGCCCCCCCGCACAUGAUCGGUUUUGAAGCAUGCCACAUUUUCCCUUACGAUAGAGAAUCCGAGUGGAAUACCAGAAGAUUUGGAACUACAGUUGUAGAUGAUAAUGCUCCUACCUCAAAGAUUGGCCAGUCAAAAAUCCAUUCUCCACAGAAUGGUAUUCUCCUGGAGGGUGGUAUUCAUACCCUGUUUGAUGCUUAUAUUGUGGCAGACAACUAUAAAGUUACCUGCUUCACAGAGGAUUCUCACAAUGUGGAUGGACGAACUCUAGGAUUUCAGUGUCGAGAUCCCAACAACCCUCUCCGCGUGAAAGAUGACUUAUUAAGAUGGCAUUUUAGAACAUCUGUUUCAGCAAUAAUGCGCGGAGCCGGAGAAAAACCGUGGGAGUACGACUUCCCUGAAGGGGAAGAUAUUGAUGAAAUCAUUUCAGGGCCGCACCCCGAGGAGCGAAUGGAGCUGGAACUGCAUCACCGUUUGGGAGUGUCAAGCUAA
This is a messenger RNA of Uncinocarpus reesii 1704, 495 nucleotides long. RefSeq lists its product as uncharacterized. The transcript has 2 exons. NCBI's taxonomy places the organism in Eukaryota, Fungi, Ascomycota, Eurotiomycetes, Onygenales, Onygenaceae. The coding region runs from base 1 to 495 and encodes 164 amino acids. The record is from RefSeq and is a predicted model, not a curated record.